Molecule: messenger RNA, 636 nt
Organism: Guyanagaster necrorhizus
Lineage: Eukaryota; Fungi; Basidiomycota; Agaricomycetes; Agaricales; Physalacriaceae
Exons: 5
Coding region: 259-636 (125 amino acids)
Source: RefSeq, a predicted model, not a curated record
GUUAUACAUCCCUCCUCUAAUCUAACAAUAGGUCUUGGAACCCGAUAAAAAUUCAUGCAAACCAGGUCCAGGGCAACUAUCGCAUCAUAAUCUUCCGCCACAUGAGAUCAGCCUGACACCUCCUCCUUCCACCCACCCACAUCUCUCCCCCCACGGAAUCCAGAAAGUUUAAAAUUCCUCGAGGGGCAUUUCCACAGCUCUCUACGAGCGAACACCCUUCAUGGCGAUGAGCAUGACCCAGGCGCGAUCCAAGAUCUGAUGUCCGAGCUAGGCGUCGGCGGGAAGGAUGGGGACGAUGAGAUGGUUCCGUUGUCGGAUCCACGAUGGAAGACCGUGGUCGGUAAAUUGAUCCCAGAGAAGGUCAUACGAGAUAGAUUAGCAGAUGCAACCUCCGGCUGGAAGAUGAAAGUCCGUGUCAUUCCUGUCGUUUUCCUCAUAAUCAAUGGCCUCGCCAUGGAUAAUGGCGAUUUUAUCAAUGUGCUUAUUGCCACCCCAUCGGCCAAUAACUGGGCCGCAUUCAGUCAGAAGGGGUGCUUGGAUGGCAUUAGUCUAUAUAACUUUGUCUUCUUUUUGACGAGCUUUAGGGCAACACAAGAGGAAGUGAAGAGACACUACGAGACUCAGGAAUUGAACUGA